This is a messenger RNA of Sapajus apella (tufted capuchin), 10747 nucleotides long. It is a transcript of the gene CACNB4, whose product is annotated as calcium voltage-gated channel auxiliary subunit beta 4. Bases 3150 to 4571 code for a protein of 473 amino acids. The transcript is spliced from 14 exons. Gene Ontology annotation, cellular component: voltage-gated calcium channel complex. Gene Ontology annotation, molecular function: protein binding; high voltage-gated calcium channel activity. The record is from RefSeq and is a predicted model, not a curated record. Lineage: Eukaryota; Metazoa; Chordata; Mammalia; Primates; Cebidae. Gene Ontology annotation, biological process: neuromuscular junction development; chemical synaptic transmission; calcium ion transmembrane transport.
CGUUUGCAGAGGUUCAGAGCUGAGUGUCUCACUGGGGUUCCUUAGCUCGAGUAUUGGGUUGAAACCCUUAGGUAAUUCACAGGUGAGGUGCUGAUUCUGUGUAGAUCCAGACUCUAAGAGAAGACUGCCCAACUCGUGAUCUGAUUUUUAGUUAUCAGCUGUGGGUGAACAAAAUGACUUCUGAUUGGAUAACUUUUUAGAAUGGAAAGGGGUCAGAAAAAUAGGAGUUUCCCCACCAAAGUGACUUCUCAGUAUUUCACCAGAUUCCUCUUGGGAACUCUCCUACUGCCCCUCAUCUUGAAAACUCUAUCAAGGAGGAAGUGGGGAAGGGACACUCCAGUAUAGGACAUAUGGCUUUGAAUAAAGUAAUUGAACCUUUCUAGGCACUGAAAGGGCCAGCUAAGGUGACUCUUGGUGUUCUCCCACCUCUUAAACAGUUUGUGAUGCUGAGUCCAGCAUAUUUCUGACUUCCUGGGAAGCAGGCAGAGCCAGGCUGCCCCUGCUUCACAUCUGUUCUUAGAGGGGGUUGGGUGUAGCGGCAACCACAGGCUGGUAUGUGAUCCAGUGCCUCCCUGCUAACAUCCUGCCCCAGUCACUGACUGACUGCAUGCAUUAGGGUACUGUAAAGUGAGCCCCUGCUCUUUAAAACUUCCUUUAGGCCCUCAGAUUGGCCAUAGAGAGCACUCCACAGCAGCCAUCCACAGAAGAGCUGAGCUAUGUAGUUUCUUCAAUUGGGAACAAUUUCUCUCAUCUUGAUGAAUUGUGAAAGUGGGCUGCCUGUGUCUUCUCCCGUUAAUUUAGAUGUCCAUUUUAACACAAUCGGGGAACACCUGUACUUACAAUUGAGGUGGUAAAGUAGGGAAAUGGUCUGGAGAAUUUAAGAGAAAAAGAGACCCCCUUGUCUCAGUUUUCUGUUGAUUCUGGAUGAAAUAUCAUCUGGCUGUAUUAGAGAGUUAGUUGAAAUAAGAGUCUGACCCAUGAAUUUGAGCACAGCAGCCCUUUGAUCUGGUCCUCUUGUUGUAUGGGAGAGGGAACCGAGGUUCCACCUGGGUAAGGACUUGCUCCGACAUGCAUCCUUGUUGACAGGUAGAGCCAGCACUGGGUUUCUCUCUAUGGAAUCCCAUUGACUGCACUCAACCUCUGCUGCUGUCCUCCCUCCAUGGGGGCACAGUCUCAGAGGUGACAAUCUGUAUGAACUCUACAUUUUGGGAUUCUGAAGGACAGCAGAGUCUCCUGGUCAUCAUUUGUAUUUGGAAGCAGACUGAGUAUUGAUACCACUCCCAAGGUGUGCAACUCUGAUGGAAAGACAUGAACAGGUCAGCACAGACCUGGAAGAACUGUGCUCUGCUCAGCAGUUGUAGCCCUUGUGUUGUUUAUUAUUUUUGAUUCAAGUUUGUUCCUUUAAGAGUUACGCUUUUCAGAGCUACUGGCUGGAAGGACAGGCCUCCUUUCCUAGGUCCAAGGCCAGCCAGUUACUCCUGUGCUGAGCUCCCAUGAACUGCAGCCAAUGCCUUCUGGCUGACAAAGCAGCUUCUCAAUGGUAAGUGUUUAUGUUGCACUUUAGAUUUGCAGAGUUCUUUCCCUAAGUUGUUUCUUACCUCAUUUUGGUGGGUGAAGAAACCAGAGCUCAUCGGGGUGGUGACUGACUGGUCUAGAGUCAUCUGACCAAUUAGUGGUGAAGCUGAUACAGGGGACUCAGAGCCUCUGAGUUUCUGGGUCAUGACUUACCCAGUCAGUUACGCAGCUUCUCUAAAAUAUGUUCUUUGUCCCUCAUCAGCUUCUUUGUCCCCCUGAACUUAGCUGGCUUCUUUUAGAGUGGGCUAUAAAGCUUUCCUGUUUCAAAGCUGUAGCUUUUUCUUAUUGGUUGACCAGAAAGCUCUAAGUACCUAGAGAAACUCCAUGCUAGGCUGCUGCGAUGUGGGACCUGUCCUAGGUCAACCUGAGUUGUGGUGUGGCAGCAGCAGGGGGAGGGAGCAGGACGUUUCUAUUUGGGUUUUGGAGAAAAGAUCAAUGCCCUUUCAGGAUCAUCAAGAUUUAUGCGUGGGAAGGUGAUGAAGAAUUUACAUGAAAACAUUGGCCGUUGCUUAAAGUUGAUUAAAAAUUCAACUGAAGAGCACUAAAAAAUUUGCAUCUAAAAGUUGAGAGGUUUUUGGCUCCCUUUUCAAACUUCACCAGUUGGGACACAGAGCUAUAUUUUUACCAGUGAGGCAGAGAGACGCCAGUGAGAAUAUUGAAAACUUUGACUAUAGAAAUUCCCACAAGAAAUCUUACCAUCUGUUUAUUCUAGUCAUUUUUUUCUUCACCUUGGGCUUAAAAAAUUUUUUUAUGACUCAUUGCCCUUUUGACUUAAAUGCGUCUGUUAAUUACAGAUGCUGGAUGAGAUGAGUAUCUGUUUACCUGUCUUUACAUGAUUUCUCUGAAAAUAAAAUCUUCCCUUUGCUCCCCUCUCCAAUUGUGAAUUUAAUUAAGAAGAUGAGCAGUUGUGUUUGGAGUAUUCAAUAGUCUGCCUUUCCAAACAUUCCACACAGCCGUUUGGAUAUUGAUAAGUGUUUAUUGUAGAACUAACAAUACAGGCGAAACAGGAAGCAGCUCUUUGCUGGGUAGGAUGCUCCACUCUCCGAGGGAACGCUCUUCAGCUGACUGAAGCAGGGAAGCCGAGCCAAUCAGCGGCCGCUUUCCUAGCUCAGUCACCAGUCUGUGGUUGAGGAAGGGUUUUGCUUUUUGUGCUCUGUACUGGGAAGGCAGAUAAAAUGCCAGGUCUGGACUGCCUCUGGGGAUAACCUCACCCUGUGGGAUGUGAAUGAAUAGCAUCUUGCCUGGUGAAUCCACAGGAAUUGAUAAGGCAGGCGCAGUUUUCCCAAACAGGCCUUUUCUCUUUAAGCUCUAGCUGUGGUUUCUGCAGCAAUUUUGUUUUUGCCUUGAAAGAGGUGUUCUGGAUUAUCAGACCUCCAUGUAUGACAAUUUGUACCUGCAUGGAAUUGAAGACUCGGAGGCUGAAGAAUAAUGUGAUGUGUUACCCAAGAUGGUGUGAACAGAGCUUCAAGCCAAUGGAGAAGACUAGGCCUAAAUAGCUGACCUGGUGAAGUGACACAUAAAGCCACACCUGGAGUGCCACCUCCUCAGCAGUCUUUCUCAGUGCCAAUGCAUUUAUGGCUGGUUCAGCGGAUUCCUACACAAGCAGGCCGUCUGACUCCGAUGUCUCUUUGGAAGAGGACCGGGAAGCAAUUCGACAAGAGAGAGAACAGCAAGCAGCUAUCCAGCUUGAGAGAGCAAAGUCCAAACCUGUAGCAUUUGCCGUGAAGACAAAUGUGAGCUACUGCGGCGCCCUGGAUGAGGAUGUGCCUGUUCCAAGCACAGCCAUCUCCUUUGAUGCUAAGGACUUUCUACACAUUAAAGAGAAAUAUAACAAUGAUUGGUGGAUAGGAAGGCUGGUGAAAGAGGGCUGUGAGAUUGGCUUCAUUCCAAGUCCACUCAGAUUGGAGAACAUACGGAUUCAGCAAGAACAAAAAAGAGGACGUUUUCACGGAGGGAAAUCAAGUGGAAAUUCUUCUUCAAGUCUUGGAGAAAUGGUAUCAGGGACAUUUCGAGCAACUCCCACAUCAACAGCAAAACAGAAGCAAAAAGUGACGGAGCACAUUCCUCCUUACGAUGUUGUGCCAUCCAUGCGUCCGGUGGUGUUAGUGGGGCCAUCACUGAAAGGUUAUGAGGUAACAGACAUGAUGCAGAAAGCCCUCUUUGAUUUCCUGAAGCACAGGUUUGAUGGGAGGAUAUCAAUAACGAGAGUGACAGCUGACAUUUCUCUUGCUAAGAGGUCUGUCCUAAAUAAUCCCAGCAAGAGAGCAAUAAUUGAACGUUCGAACACCCGGUCCAGCUUAGCGGAAGUACAAAGUGAAAUUGAAAGAAUCUUUGAGUUGGCAAGAUCGUUGCAACUGGUUGUUCUUGAUGCAGACACCAUCAAUCACCCAGCACAACUUAUAAAGACUUCCUUAGCACCAAUUAUUGUUCAUGUAAAAGUCUCAUCUCCAAAGGUUUUACAGCGGUUGAUUAAAUCUAGAGGAAAGUCACAAAGUAAACACUUGAAUGUUCAACUGGUGGCAGCCGAUAAACUUGCACAAUGCCCCCCAGAAAUGUUUGAUGUUAUAUUGGAUGAAAAUCAGCUUGAGGACGCGUGUGAACAUCUAGGGGAGUACCUGGAGGCAUACUGGCGUGCCACCCAUACAACCAGUAGCACACCCAUGACCCCACUGCUGGGAAGGAAUUUGGGCUCCACAGCACUCUCACCAUAUCCCACAGCAAUUUCUGGGUUACAGAGUCAGCGAAUGAGGCACAGCAACCACUCCACAGAGAACUCUCCAAUUGAAAGACGAAGUCUAAUGACAUCUGAUGAAAAUUAUCACAAUGAAAGGGCUCGGAAGAGUAGGAACCGCUUGUCUUCCAGUUCCCAGCAUAGCCGAGAUCAUUACCCUCUUGUGGAAGAAGAUUACCCUGACUCAUACCAGGACACUUACAAACCCCAUAGGAACCGAGGAUCACCUGGGGGAUAUAGCCAUGACUCCCGACAUAGGCUUUGAGUCUGAUGAAACAAAAAAUAUUCAUCUGUUGACAAUUUGCCAUAGCAGUACUAGGAUAAACCAAUCAUCUUAACUUGGCUAACACGGCACAGUAUUUACUGUGCUAAUGGGCUGCUGUCAUUUGAUGCUAAGUAAGGGGCAAAAAAUAAAAAUUACAUUAUGCCCUUGAGUCUAGAUGGAUAUUAGAUGCCCGAUCAUAUAGAUAUUUUUAAGUGCAACAUUUACAUGAUAACAGUACAUUUUGUUUUCUUCAUAGAUGUAGACACAUCAAUUUGUAAUUUAGGGUACUUAGAAGGCACAUAUAAAAUAAUUUCCCAUGCUGGAAAUUCCAAAUGACCAGUUCCAGUUGGAACCAAUUUAUAAACCAAUUCCUGUUGGAAUUUGGGUAAAUUGACUAGAAAGUCUGCUUGAGCAUGUUGCAAUGAUUGAAAAAAAUCUUGGGAAAAAAAACCCUAAUGAUAAGAAAAUCAAAAUACCAAUAGAAACCAAAUCCAGCUUUGGUAUUUAUUUGUUGGGAGCUAAAUUUACACUUAAAGUUGGAAUGUAUAAACAUUUUAAUAUAUGUUAAUGUUGCCAGAAUGACUUUUCAGACUUACCAAAUGUAUUGAUAGUGCCAAAAAUCUCAGAAAUCUUAAUGCAGAAAUUAUAUAGUCUCCUCAGAUUUUAAUAUUUUUAUUUCUUUCCUGGCACAGCUGUUGUAUUCAAAGUGUUUUGCUUUUUGUUUAGUCAGUACUGUUAGCUUGUUUGAAGUUGGCAAAAACAAACAAGCAAAAAAACCUCAAAAUUUUUUCAGCAGUGAGAGAGAACAGUAAAGAGAAGCCCAAACAUAGCUGGUUAUAUGAAAUAUAAAAUGGGGUGUUGUUCUCCCUUUAAUCAAUCUGAUCACAACUGCAUACAUCCAGGAAUCUGAAGUCAGAUAGUAAGGAUGUGGUACCAAUCCUCCUGAGUGCAAAGCUAAACACUUGCAGAUGGGAAUUCAUCUAGUCCACUUAACACAAACACAGGGUCAGUAUUUCCCGCCAACACGAUGGAGUAUCUUUCCAUUACUUCUCUCAGUCUCUGUCUUUGGAUAUCUGAAUGUUCUGGCCCUUCAACAAAUUCUUUAAAUCAUGCUGAGGAUUUUUGUUUUAUGUGGACACAUUCAACUUUGAUGUUCAAGAGGUGUUUUUUUUUGUUUUUGUUUUUUUUACAAAGUGACUAAUUGAAAAAAGUUAAAACAAAUGAUGAUUUUAAAAGCUUGCAGCAAAAAAUAAACUCAUAGAUUCAGAAAAUAUUUGUUAACUAAAAUUAUAGCAUUUUUAAUGCAGAAAAUUAUAAAGAAUUUGGAGUUUGAGCUGCCUUAUUUCUUCUAAUGAACACUCCUCUUCAUCUUAUUAAGUCUUCACAGUUUUCCAAUGGCUAUGAUUAUGGAAUUGGUGACCUAGGUUUUAUAUUAUUAAGGAAGACUUAGAUUCACUAUGAUCCAAGAAAUUAUUGAAAUUGACCCUUUUUACACAAAUGUCUUUGAAAAAAAUAACUCUUGUUUCUAAAGGUCUACAAUGCAUGCAUUUUCUAAAACCCCAAUAAAUCCAGGCAUAAAAGUCCUUUUCUGCUAGUACAUGUCAUGAAGCCUAUUUUUGAAAAUAAUGAUAAUUAAUUUUAUAUUCUGUUUUCCCCAAGCUUGUCAAUAUUUAGGCACUCAAAGCAUGCACCAGUUCAGUAAUCUUCUUGACCAUGGAAAUAAGUUCCAUAUUAUUGAUUAGCUAUACAUAUCUUGAACCCCAUUACAACCUCACCACAUGCCCCCUGCCUUUCUGUUCACUGUAUGUACCCCAUUAUGAACCUGUUUAGCUGAUAAUGAGGAUACCUAUAAUUCUGUAAGUCAUUUCAAAUAUUUGAUACAAUUAAAAAAUAUGGGCUUAGUAAAUUUUAAAAGUUAACAUGUGAUACUGGCUUGUGAGAUUCUUCUGUCAUCUAGUGAAGCUUAUAAAACUUUCAGUUAAGACAUUUUAAAAGAGUUAUAUCCAUUAGGCACUUUAAUAAACAUAUAACCUGCCAUUACUGAAUACUUUGCUAGAACACAGAAGAGCAUCUUCCAGCAAACAAAAAUAUAUUUAUUACAUGUACAGCACAUACUUGCAUGAGAAAGAAAACAUUAGCCAAAACAUUUUUCUAUAUGCUUUGCUGGUUUCUUGUUUGUGCGCAUUAAAGUAUUUAAUUGCAAAGAGUGCACCAAGGUGUAUAAAUUUAGACUAGACAGCUGUUCAGCUUUUUCUGUAGUAGCAUUAGCAAUUUGGUCAUUUAACUACUUUAAGAUAUUUAUAUUUUAUGGCAGGUAGCUGUAACAGCAUUUACAUAUAUUUCCUAGUCAUCAAGAUUACCAUCUUCUUUCAACUUUUUUAAAGUCACUUGUUUUUAAAGGCCUCUCAAAGCCUUGUUUCCAGUCUUCCAUGUCAUGCUGAUAAAGAGAGGCUCAUUCAAUAUCUGUGCACAAAACCAAUCUAUUAUUUACCAUCAGAUGUCCAUACCUGUUUUGCUUUCCAUUCUUAUUCAAAAGCAAACAAUCUUGGAAAGGGUAUAAUGUCUAUUUUAUUGAUGGAUACAUUUAAAUGUUUACUUUAAUUUGGCAUAUUGUUUCCCCUUCCUUCUGCAGUAAGUUUAUCUUCCUCAAAUAAGGGAUAUACAUCUUAUUUUUUUUAAAGAUUUAAGAGUUUAUUGUGUAAAUGAUACUUAAAAUCUAGAUAUAUACUAAAUGAAAAGUUUUAUUUUUUGCCAAGCACACCAAGCACCUUUGAAAAAUACAUAUUCCAUAAAUACUUUGUUUUUAAUUAAUUUUAUUUAAAGAUAAAAAAAUAUAAGCAGGAAAAGCAAGUCUUUUACUGUUUUGAAGCUGUUUUACAGCAUAAGCCACAUACUAGAAUUCUGUGAUUUCAGUUACAGACAUAUAACAAUGUGGACUCAUGUAACAGUGUAGAAAUGUAGUACUGGAAAAAAGGGAAUGCAAUUUGUCAAUCCUGAUGUUAACUCUCAAGGGUAUAAUGUGACUCUAAUAUUAUAACCAACAACAUUAUCUUGUUUACCAUUUAAAGCAACACUUAGAAUUGUUUAUAAAUGAUGAUUCUCUCUUAUCUUUAUACAGUUCCAUUGGAGAGAAGGUUGAAAUUGCUAACAAUUUAGACUGAUGAUCUUUCCUAAUAAGAAUCUUAAUUUUGUGACUACAUAAGUCGUUGCAGUUAAUCUUUAAUGAAAUGAAUUUUACUAACGUGAAACAAAUCCUGAGACAAUUAUUUGUUCCCUUUAAAUAAUUUGCUAUUUAAUUAUUGUUGUUGUUUGCAAAAUGUAUUUUUGGAAUGUUAACCUCUUUUCAUACCUGCAUACUUGAACUUGUCUUUUGUGUGGGGGCCUUAAAAUUCAUAAUAGGAAGUGGAAGCAGUGAAAGGAAGUAAGGAAAGGAAAUUAUGCCAAAAGAUGUUUGCAAAUUUAAACUCUUUAAAUGAACAUAUCACAAAAUGUUGUUAAGACCCAGGAUGUCCAUUAAGAAUGUUUCUUGGCAACCUUAAUUUGCAUGUUAGUAUAUGUUUUCUUAAACAGUUGUAUUUUGGUAUUUGCUUUAAAAAUGUGAUACCACUAUAGAAAUUACCCUAUGUAUGGAUAUAUUUACUACCUCUUCUCUAGAGAAGACAAUCUGUCUUUAAAGGGAAAAACACCUGUCAAUAAGUAGUGAUCAAAUUUCUUACUAUUCUGGCUAACCUUGCUGCAAAGCUAAAUGCAUAGAGUGUUAAAAAUACGCCUUCCCUUUAGAUUUCAAACUGUUUCCAAAAUGCUCUUGGCACCCUUUUUGUUUCUUCCAUGUUAGCAAAGUUUUCUUGAAUUGGUUCACAGCUUAUCAUGAGGCAAGGUUAAUUUAACAGAUAAGUCAUCAUAGGGAACAGAAACUGCAAGGGGAUUGCCUUUGUGUGCAACUUGUUAUAAUAUCUAGUUGUAAGUCUAAAAGAAAGUAGAGGUCCAGAGACUUUAUGUUUAAGAGCAGCUGGUUUGCAAAUUUACAUUUUGUUGAUCCUUGACUUAUACAGAGACCCAGAGCAUGACUUAGCCAUUUACUGGGUAAGGAUGUGCAUUACCUUGGACUCCCAUGUAAUUGGAAUAAACUUCAUAUCAAUGUUUCAAAUAAAUGCUAUGUACCCCUUAUUCCUUUUAUAUUUCUGCCUUUGUCUUUUAUGACAAUGUUGCAUGUUUUUUUUUUAAUUAUAUAAAACUCAUCCUUGAAUGACUAUAUGAAUGAAAACUCUAUAGGAAAUUAUGUAAUAAAAUCUGUUUUAUUAGUUUCUCAUACCUUUAAAUACUGUCAAUACUAUAACUGUUACUAAGUUACUUACUCAAGCUGUGUCUAUGGGGCAGAGAACAGUCUUCUUUAAAAUGACAAUCAUGAUCAAACCAGUCAAGUCAAUUAGCUGUUAGACAGACAAUAAGGAUGACCUUCUUUUUGACUUAAGCAGUCAAGUUAGUCAAAAUAGUAAAAUUGGCUCACAUAGAUACCCAGAACAACAGCAUUCAAAAAUUACUUUUAAAACGUUUUUUCUUUUAUUAAAAUGGCCUUUCUUAAAUGAAAUACAUCCUUUGAUAUCAACUAUCUCUUUUAACUUGUAGAUCAUUAAUUCUAAAUGCUUCAUGUAAUUGAGGGAUAUUAUGAGAAGACAAAGUAUCUCAUCAGAUAAUCCUAAGGGUUGUAACUUCUACUUGCCAUAAACAAAGUAUAAUUAAGAGUGAAUAGCAAUUGGUUUGGGGGAGUCAUAGUUAUAGAUGAAACUUUCUUUUGUUUCUCAUGAUAUACCAUUUGCAAAAGGAUGGUAGAAAAUGUUACUGAUGAAUUUAGAGUGGUUUGGGAGAAUAUACUGAUACUUCCUCAUUUGAAAAUUAUAAGGAGUGAAAAGGGGAACUAAGAACCAGUAGUGGCUGGCCUCUAGCUUUUCAAUACUUCGUAAGUGUUCUUGGUUAUGUUUUGAACACUUAAAUUUCUCAACCAAUGGCAGUGUCUAUAUUUAUGUAGGGGCCACUCUUGCCCUACUUGCAUGCCACUUUCACACACUUUUAACUGAAAUCAGUGUGAAUUCUGUAUGCAUAAGGGAUGUAUUAAAGAUGCGGGAUCAUUAACACUAUAUUGUUGCAUACUAUUUUUCAUAUGCCUUACAAUAUUUUCUGGGACGUUAUUAAAAUGAAAGCAUUUUAUUGCCAAAAUAAAUCUAUGUUGUUACUUAUAAUCUGCAUUAGCAGUAGAAAAAUAAUGUAGCAAAGACAUAUAUUGUACAGUACAAAAUUAUAAAAUAUAUAUUUUGCCAAUAUGAAAAUAGGUUGAGGAGAAAGAAGCACAUUUGUUAUAGCACAAACUUAUAACAAAAUCCACUGUUAAAUUUGGCGGUCAUAUUUUUUAAGAGUAUGUCCAUUUAGUUCUAAGUUUUAUCAGAUUUACUUCAUCUAUCAUCUUUUAAACUUGCUGCUUGAUACUUUUCUGGGAAUUUACUUCAUAGCCUUGCAAUCUGUGGAUGUAAUUUCUUUUGUUUUAUUCCCUUCCACGAAACUUAUUAAAUUUUAUUUUGUGAUAACACUCAUACUAUAUUUUCUCUUCUUAUUUCUUCUCUUUCAAUAGCGACAGAAAGUCACAGCAGGUGAGCUCAUAGGGCUCCUCUGAAUUUUGGACAUGUUUGAAAUGUUCAUAUUUUUCACAGCCUCAAGUCAGAAUGAUCAAUACAGAUGUCCCAGCAACAACAAAAUUAUAUUAGUGAUUCUUUCAUUUGUUUUGUAUGGAAUACUACUUUGACACAUAAGUUAAAGCCAUUAGCUGUGUUUUUGAAGGGAUGGUGGGUGAGAAUAAAAAUAAAUGUAUUAACAUAAAACAUGCUAAAUCAGAAAUAUGGCAAAAUGAUGUAAAACAAUUUUUCCUACUAUUCUGAGGGCUGUUGAAAUCCCAGGCUAUUGCUAUAUCUCCAUUGACAAAGUGGGAUCAAAAAUGCCUUUGUCAAAUAAUUUUCUUUCUUUCUUUCUUUCUUUAAAUUUUAGUUAUUUAUUUUAAGAACUUGUCCCCUUUUAUUUUUCUGAUAUAGGUAUGUGUAGCAUUCUACAAGGCAUGCUGGGUAAAAUAUACUAUGCAAAUGUGUACAGUGCUGCAUGCUUUGUUCUCCCUCUGCUCUAGUGGCUUUAAA